AUGGUGAAGCUGCUUGGGGCGGCGAGUAUUGUGGCCACCGCUGGCGGCCUUAUUGCCGGUGUGAUUGUACUGGCGGUAUUUUUGUUUACCUGUUGGGGCAGUCUCGUCUCUGCCGUCUUGGCAUUCCUUCCUGAGGGCUUCUUGGCGUCACUGCCACCGUCGUCGAAUUUUCUUUUUGAGACUAUCCGGCUCGUAUCUUUUGUGGAGACGGUAAAAUACAUGAGUCUGGCGAACUACGUGUGUUUUGCGGUUUUCUUAAUACUUGUCCUCCUCCUCAGUGCCGUGGAGGAGGCGAUGAUUACCGUAAAGGAGGCGAUUGAGGAGAAGGCAAAGUUGCCGUCGACGGAACUUGUCCGGCAGAUGAACGGAAAGUACGACCACGCCUUGGCCGUGAGUGGCAACGCAUACAAAGUAAAACAGGUGCGUGGUGGGAGACAACACGAAAGGAAGAUGUAA
Molecule: messenger RNA, 456 nt
Organism: Trypanosoma cruzi
Lineage: Eukaryota; Euglenozoa; Kinetoplastea; Trypanosomatida; Trypanosomatidae
Exons: 1
Coding region: 1-456 (151 amino acids)
Source: RefSeq, a predicted model, not a curated record